UCCCGGUGCAGGUCAAUGGCCGCUCGAGCGGAGCCGAGACUGCGCACGCGCAGCGGCCCGGUCCUCCCAACUCCGGCCGGCGCGGCCAGUGCGCACGCGCAGCGGCCCGGUCCUCCCAACUCCGGCCGGCGCGGCCAGCGCGCAGGCGCAGGAGCGCGGUCCUCCGAUCCGGCGGGUUGGCGGGGUGCGCAUGCGCCCAGCAGCCCCCCCUCCCGUCGAGCACGCCGAGGAAUCGCCGAGAAGGAAGGCGGGCGGCCCGGUCCUCCCAACUCCGGCCGGCGCGGCCAGUGCGCACGCGCAGCGGCCCGGUCCUCCCAACUCCGGCCGGCGCGGCCAGCGCGCAGGCGCAGGAGCGCGGUCCUCCGAUCCGGCGGGUUGGCGGGGUGCGCAUGCGCCCAGCAGCCCCCCCUCCCGUCGAGCGCGCCGAGGAAUCGCCGAGAAGGAAGGCGGGCGGCCCGGUCCUCCCAACUCCGGCCGGCGCGGCCAGUGCGCACGCGCAGCGGCCCGGUCCUCCCAACUCCGGCCGGCGCGGCCAGCGCGCAGGCGCAGGAGCGCGGUCCUCCGAUCCGGCGGGUUGGCGGGGUGCGCAUGCGCCCAGCAGCCCCCCCUCCCGUCGAGCACGCCGAGGAAUCGCCGAGAAGGAAGGCGGGCGGCCCGGUCCUCCCAACUCCGGCCGGCGCGGCCAGUGCGCACGCGCAGCGGCCCGGUCCUCCCAACUCCGGCCGGCGCGGCCAGCGCGCAGGCGCAGGAGCGCGGUCCUCCGAUCCGGCGGGUUGGCGGGGUGCGCAUGCGCCCAGCAGCCCCCCCUCCCGUCGAGCACGCCGAGGAAUCGCCGAGAAGGAAGGCGGGCGGCCCGGCCGGAUCGAGUGUGUGAGUGAGCCCCGGGCCCCCUUCCCUCCCUCCCGCCCUCCCUACCUCCCUACCAGCCACCGCUUCGCCAUGUCCGAGUUCGACGAGUUCGAGAAGCAGCUGCACGAGAACCGCCAGGAACGUGAUAAAGAAAACCGACACAAGAAAAAAAGUCGAAGCCGUUCCCGGAGCCGUGAUCGGAAGCGGCGUAGUCGGAGUAGGGAUCGAGGCAACCGGGAUAGGCGGAGUGGCUCACGGGAUCGCCGGCGUCGGAGCCGAUCUCCACGGCGUGUGCAGAAGAAGAAACCCUACAAGUACUGGGAUGUCCCACCACCUGGUUUUGAACACAUCACGCCCAUGCAGUACAAAGCGAUGCAAGCGGCAGGUCAGAUUCCAGCAACAGCGCUGCUUCCCACAGUCACCCCCGAUGGGCUCGCCGUCACCCCAACACAGGUACCCGUCGUCGGCAGUCAAAUGACCAGACAGGCCAGGCGGCUCUACGUGGGAAACAUCCCAUUCGGAGUAACUGAGGAGGCGAUGGCAGACUUCUUCAAUGCACAGAUGCGUUUGGCUGCCCUUUCCCAAGCAGCGGGCAAUCCUGUACUGGCCGUGCAGAUCAACCAGGAUAAAAACUUCGCCUUCCUCGAGUUCCGAUCAGUAGAUGAAACCACACAGGCGAUGGCUUUCGAUGGGAUCAUAUUUCAAGGGCAGUCACUGAAAAUACGUCGUCCACAUGACUACCAGCCGCUUCCAGGGAUGUCUGAAAAUCCCUCUGUCUAUGUACCAGGUGUGGUGUCCACUGUCGUCCCCGACUCCCCCCACAAGCUCUUCAUCGGUGGCUUGCCGAACUACCUUAAUGAUGACCAGGUUAAAGAGCUGCUGACGUCGUUUGGACCGCUCAAGGCCUUUAACCUUGUAAAGGACAGUGCCACUGGCCUCUCCAAAGGCUAUGCCUUCUGCGAAUAUGUGGACAUUAACGUCACAGAUCAGGCUAUCGCAGGGCUUAACGGUAUGCAGCUUGGAGAUAAGAAGCUCAUCGUCCAGCGGGCCAGUGUCGGGGCGAAGAACGCCACGCCGAACACAAUAAACCAGACUCCAGUCACCCUCCAAGUGCCGGGGCUGGUGUCGACGCAGGUACAGAUGGCGGGCAUGCCCACCGAGGUCCUGUGUCUCAUGAACAUGAUCACGCCCGAGGAGCUCAUUGACGAUGAGGAGUACGAGGAGAUCGUGGAGGAUGUCCGCGAGGAGUGCAGCAAGUAUGGUGUGGUCAAGUCUAUCGAGAUCCCCCGGCCCAUUGAUGGCCUCGAGGUGCCAGGCUGUGGCAAGAUCUUCGUGGAGUUUGUCUCGAUCCUGGACUGCCAGAAAGCCAUGCAGGGCCUGGCUGGCCGCAAGUUCGCCAACAGAGUGGUGGUGACCAAAUACUGCGAGCCCGAUUGCUACCAUCGCCGCGAUUUUUGGUAGAUCCCUGACCUCUCCCCUCCGUUACUGGCUCGAGUCACAGUCUGUCAUUUUUGUAAGGAUCUCCAUCCUGCUUCUGUUAAUACACCCCCCAUGAUUGUCUCCCUCUCCACCCCCCCUUCUCUCUCUCCAUCUAUUUUGUAAGCCAUUUUGUGGGGGUAGAGGAGGGUGGGGGGAUCUUCUGUGUGUAGCAGGCAGCUGAGGUUCUCCCAGUGCCCCCCCCCCCCCCAACUGUCUGUGAUUCGUUCCAGGUCGGGAAAUGGGAAGGAAAGGAGGGAGCUGAGGGGUAGAAACCCAGAGGCAAAGCUGGGGAUGUGGAGGAGUUUGUGGUUGGCAGCAGUUCUGAGAUUGAGGUGUUAGCUUUUCUUCACCCCUCUCUCCUCCCCCAGAGAGACAUGUUCCUCCCCACAAUAACCUGUACACCCUCAGCUGGCAAGGGGUCGUGGGAGAAUGAGAAGAGGCGGGGU
Molecule: messenger RNA, 2774 nt
Organism: Hypanus sabinus (Atlantic stingray)
Lineage: Eukaryota; Metazoa; Chordata; Chondrichthyes; Myliobatiformes; Dasyatidae
Product: splicing factor U2AF 65 kDa subunit-like
Exons: 11
Coding region: 16-2310 (764 amino acids)
Biological process (GO): mRNA processing
Cellular component (GO): nuclear speck; nucleus; U2AF complex
Molecular function (GO): pre-mRNA 3'-splice site binding; poly-pyrimidine tract binding
Source: RefSeq, a predicted model, not a curated record